Cladocopium goreaui is the source of this 2730-nucleotide messenger RNA. Lineage: Eukaryota; Dinophyceae; Suessiales; Symbiodiniaceae. The record is from the annotation of a GenBank genome assembly.
AUGGCUUUUCCAUCUGUCAAUGAGGCUCAGAGGCUGGUUGACCAGCUGCUGUGGGCAGCCGUAAAAAGCCACACCGUCAAGGUAGUGGACGACCUCGUCGCCCGACAUAAGGCGAACCCAAAGCAGGUGAACCGAAUUGGGCAGACGCUGCUCUUCGAAGCGGCCCAACAUGUCAGUGGGCAGCAGGCAUUUGAGAUCACUGAGCUGCUCGUUAGACAGCAUCGGGUGUCCGCCGCGGUGAUCGAUAAUCGCCAACAGAAUGCGUGUUUCUACGCUGCGAAGCACGGGCACUCACAGCUGUGUGAGUUCCUCAUCGCAUCGGGGUGUUCUGUGAGCCACACUGACACCUCUGGGCAAACGCCUGUAUUUUAUUCAGUGCGGGCUGGCCAUGUGACUCAGCUUAAGAUUGGUGCCACUGAAGCGCUGCUGAAACAUGGCGCAGCAAUUGACGCGAGGGACCAGAACGGCUUCACGCCCAUCUUCUGGGCAGCAGAAGCUGGAAAAGUGCAAAUGAUGACGCUGGGUCUGCAGGAAAGGAAGCACCUCGUUCAGAAAGGUGCGACAACAGAUAUGCUGAGCAACAUGGGAGGUGACAUCUUUGCCUCCGCUACAGGCCCAGCUCUAAAGUAUGCGUUGGAGUUGGGCAUGGAUCCAAACAGGACAUUGUCCAAAGGCCAAACAAAUCUUUUCGGUGCUGCCAAGCGUGGCGAUGUCGAGAAAGUGAAGGUCUUGGUUGAGACCCACAACGCAGAUCUCAACCAUCGAGACGAAUAUGGACAAACAUGCCUUUUUUAUGCCGCAGCGCAUGGAGGACUCAAGGUGACAGAUCUGCUACUAGUACAGUACAAGGCUGAUGCCUUGAUCAAAGAUGCUUGGUCCCUGGUUCCCGAGCCCUGCUUGCUGAGGGGGGAUGCAGAGCGCAAGCAGCAGAAGGCAAUUGAAGCCGCACAGAAAAGGCAGCGCGCCGCUGCUGCACAGCUGCGAAAGCGCGAGGAAAAACUGGCAAAGGCGCAGAAGAAGGCGGAGGAGAGCAAGAGCGAGCUCGAGCUGAGAGAGCGGCAGCUGCAACCAGAGCUGCAGCGGCGUCAUCAAGCUCGAGAAAGCGUCCAUCUUCGGCGGAGGAGCCGGCAGCCAAGAGGCAACGCUACGAGCUCGUGUGCCAAGAAGGAAGACAAAGGAUUCCUCAGGAUUCUGAGAAAUUCACUGACAAGUGGCAUGAGCUUGUGGAUCAAUGCCAAUUUUUACAGGGCCCGAAGCGCCGCUGAGGCGCUUGCUCCAGCUUUGUUUCUCAAGAAGAGAAUUGCCGGACAGCGGCUUUGGGUGGAUGGGGCUCAAAGGCUGGUUGACCAGCUGCUGUGGGCGGCGGUAAAAAGCCACACCGUCAAGGUGGUGGACGAUCUCGUCGCCCGGCAUAAGGCGAACCCAAAGCAGGUGAACCGAAUUGGGCAGACGCUGCUCUUCGAAGCGGCCCAACAUGUCAGUGGGCAGCAGGCAUUUGAGAUCACUGAGCUGCUGGUUAGACAGCAUGGGGUGUCCGCCGCGGUGAUCGAUAAUCGCCAACAGAAUGCGUGUUUUUACGCUGCGAAGCACGGGCACUCACAGCUGUGUGAGUUCCUCAUCGCAUCGGGGUGUUCUGUGAGCCACACUGACACCUCUGGGCAAACGCCUGUAUUUUAUUCAGUGCGGGCUGGCCAUAUUGGUGCCACUGAAGCGCUGCUGAAACAUGGCGCAGCAAUUGACGCGAGGGACCAGCACGGCUUCACGCCCAUCUUCUGGGCAGCAGAAGCUGGAAAAGUGCAAAUGAUGAAGCACCUCGUUCAGAAAGGUGCGACAACAGAUAUGCUGAGCAACAUGGGAGGUGACAUCUUUGCCUCCGCUACAGGCCCAGCUCUAAAGUAUGCGUUGGAGUUGGGCAUGGAUCCGAAUAGAAUAUUGUCCAAAGGCCAAACAAAUCUUUUCGGUGCUGCCAAGCGUGGCGAUGUCGAGAAAGUGAAGGUCUUAUUUGAGACCCACAACGCAGAUCUCAACCAUCGAGACGAAUAUGGACAAACAUGCCUUUUUUAUGCCGCAGCGCAUGGGGGAUGCACAGUUACGCAUGUGCUACUAGGAAAGUACAAGGCUGAUGCCUUGAUCAAAGACAACCAUGGAAGAACAGCCCGGCAGUACAUGCUGGAGCUUGAAAAACUCGAUGAAUACAAAGAUAUUGUGAAACUGCUGGGGGAUGCAGAGCGCAAGCAGCAGAAGGCAAUUGAAGCCGCACAGAAAAAGCAGCGCGCCGCUGCUGCACAGCUGCGAAAGCGCGAGGAAAAACUGGCAAAGGCGCAGAAGAAGGCGGAGGAGCAAGAAAGAGCUCGAGCUGAGAGAGCCGCAGCUGCAACCAGAGCUGCAGCGGCGUCAUCAAGCUCGAGAAAGCGUCCAUCUUCGGCGGAGGAGCCGGCAGCCAAGAGGCAACGCUACGAGCUCGUGUGCCAAGAAGGAAGACAAAGGAUUCCUCAGGAUUCUGAGAAAUUCACUGACAAGUGGCAUGAGCUUGUGGAUCAAUGCCAAUUUUUGCAGGGCCCGACAAGAAAAGCUGAGAAUGCUCGCACUGGAGAUGACUUGAUCCUGGUGCAACGACGGACUUCGAGCUCGGUCGACAAGCCGGUGUUGCUGAUGGCACAUCCAAAAGGCGCUUGCUCCAGCUUUGUUUCUCAAGAAGAGAAUUGCCGGACGGACUUCAAGCUUCGUUGA